Messenger RNA from Danio aesculapii, 964 nucleotides. Its product is annotated as leucine-rich repeat-containing protein 52. The transcript has 2 exons. Lineage: Eukaryota; Metazoa; Chordata; Actinopteri; Cypriniformes; Danionidae. The record is from RefSeq and is a predicted model, not a curated record. Gene Ontology annotation, molecular function: potassium channel activator activity; voltage-gated potassium channel activity; transmembrane transporter binding. Gene Ontology annotation, cellular component: voltage-gated potassium channel complex. Bases 1 to 939 code for a protein of 312 amino acids.
AUGAAGCGCGCGGUCGCAGCAGCGUGUGUCCGGCGGGAGCGCGCACAGAUCUUGCUGGUGCUCCUGGCGCGCGCGGUGUCUUCGGUGCCUCCAGGCUGUCCGGAGCGCUGUGUGUGCGAUGACCAGCAUGUAGUCCAAUGCGCGGAGCAAGACCUCCAAAAAUUUCCCUCCGGACUCCCACUGACCACCCGACAGCUGAUCCUGUCCAACAACCGCAUCUCCGACCUUCCCGCGCUCGAGCUCAAUUACCUCUCCGACCUCCUGUACCUGGACUGCAGCAACAACUCCCUAACGCACAUCUCUGAGUCCACUUUUGGUAAUCUGAGGAAGCUUGCGUACCUGGACCUGUCCUUUAACUCCUUCCAGAUGAUCCAGGAGCAGACCUUCGGUGCGCUGGAGAGUUUGGUGAUGCUGAGGCUCACUGAUAACCCCAUGCUCUCGGAGAUCCACCCGCAGGUUUUCUCCGUGCCCAGUGUCCUGCAGGUGUUGGAUAUCAGCAGGAAUAACCUGAGCAGGCUGAAUGUGAGCUUUUUAAUGGGUCUUGGGGGUCUGCGGUCCCUCGGGCUGAGCGGGAACCCGUGGCGGUGCGCUUGUGACACUGAGGAACUCUGCUUCUGGAUGCACUCGGACACCUUUAAAUUUAUAGAAGAGGGCCAGACAGUGUGUGAUGGUCCGUCAUACUUGCGUGGGCAGCGUCUCUCCGAGUUGGGUCUUUGGUUGAGAAGACAGUGCCACCCUGGACUGGACCACCAGGACUACCUGUUUUUUGUGGCCAUCGGUUUUGUUAUCUUUGGGAUUGGCACAGUGCUGGCAUGGGCCGUGGGCAUGGUGAUAGUGCUCUGCCAACGCUGUGUCAGAUGGAGGAAGGACAGACCAAAUGCUGACCUGACUGAAGAAGAGGACACUAAAAGUGGCAUAACAGGACAGGACAAAUCAUAGAAUAAACAACCCAGGCUCAUUCUGA